Etheostoma cragini (Arkansas darter) is the source of this 1438-nucleotide messenger RNA. RefSeq names its product relaxin family peptide receptor 3.3a2 (gene rxfp3.3a2). The transcript has a single exon. The record is from RefSeq and is a predicted model, not a curated record. Lineage: Eukaryota; Metazoa; Chordata; Actinopteri; Perciformes; Percidae. Gene Ontology annotation, biological process: immune response; G protein-coupled receptor signaling pathway. Bases 77 to 1222 code for a protein of 381 amino acids. Gene Ontology annotation, cellular component: membrane. Gene Ontology annotation, molecular function: G protein-coupled receptor activity.
GGAUUGUGUUGGGUUUCUGUUUAACCUGUGCGCGCAGCAGAACGCCUGGUGUGAGUCCAGGUCCUUAACUUUAAACAUGGAUGACAUAUUUAAUUACAGCAGAGCGCUGAACCGAAGUUCACCUGGCGAUGAGAAAUUUAGUUACGAAGACAUCGAUGUGAGCGCGGACAGCACCCCCAUCCUGAGGAUAUUCAUCUCCGUGGUGUACUCUGUAGUGUGCGCGGUGGGUUUGGUGGGGAAUCUGCUUGUGUUUUUCCUCAUGAGGGUACGACAAGGUCGCAAGAAGUCCACCAUCAAUUCUUUCAUCAUCAACUUGGCAGUGACGGACUUCCAGUUCGUGCUCACUCUGCCCUUCUGGGCCGUGGACACCGCGCUGGACUUCAGCUGGCCGUUUGGAGACGCCAUGUGCAAAAUCAUCCUCUCGGUCACCGUGAUGAACAUGUACGCCAGCGUGUUUUUUCUCACUGCCAUGAGUGUGACCCGCUACCUAUCUGUCGCCUCGGCCCUGAAGAAAACAGCGUCCAGGAGGUCACGGUGCGUAAAGUGUGUGUGCGCGGUGCUGUGGGUGGCGGCCACGGUGGCCACAGCUCCGACAACUUUCUUCUCCACCGUGACUGUGAUCGCUGGUGAAAAACUCUGCCUCCUCAAGUUUCCUGAUGGGCACGACUGGCUCGCCCUCUACCACAUCCAGAAAAUAUUGAUAGCUUUCAUCAUCCCUAUGUUCAUCGUCUGCGUUAACUAUCUGAUGCUCCUGCGCUUCGUAAAACGGAGAAGCAUGGACAGUAGCAACUCUAAACGGAGGUCUAGAGUCACCAAAUCUGUCGCUAUAGUGGUUUUGUCUUUCUUCUUCUGCUGGAUGCCAAAUCAUGCCAUCACCUUCUGGGGUGUCUUAGUCAAAUUUAACGCAGUCGACUGGGAUAAGUCAUAUUACAUGGUGCACACGUAUGUGUUCCCGGUCACUGUGUGCUUGGCGCACGCAAACAGCUGCUUGAACCCAGUCCUUUACUGCCUGAUGAGGCCAGAGAUUAGGAAGCAUCUCAGCAGUCUGAUUUGGAGAAUCUCCACUACUUCCUCUAAGAAGGUCUGCGCGACGCGCUCUUUAACGCAAGGAGAAACCCAGGAACUCGUGCAUCUCCAGAUUAUGGACAAUGAAGAGUACACGCUGUCCAUCGUAGACCGUAAAGGUGUACCAAGCUCCAAAAAGAUGCCAUACACCCGAUAACUCAGUCUGGUAAAAUAAAUUCCCCAAUGCAGCUGAUUGUCCACCUGUAACUGCCAUGACUCGUGCGUAAUCAUCAUCCUUUAUGAUAUGAACUUAGUGUAAAGUAUUUCCUUUAUUCAACUGUCACAAGAUCACUUAUAAUUCCACUGAUGAAUACGCGUGUGUGCAUUUCUUUUUUCACGACAUGCAAUUUUUAUUUUACGAUGAACACAGUCA